This is a messenger RNA of Scomber japonicus (chub mackerel), 2336 nucleotides long. Its product is annotated as protein Tob2. Lineage: Eukaryota; Metazoa; Chordata; Actinopteri; Scombriformes; Scombridae. The coding region runs from base 428 to 1645 and encodes 405 amino acids. Gene Ontology annotation, molecular function: transcription corepressor activity. Gene Ontology annotation, biological process: regulation of gene expression. Gene Ontology annotation, cellular component: nucleus; cytoplasm. The transcript has 2 exons. The record is from RefSeq and is a predicted model, not a curated record.
CCUCCAUGCAAAGUGUCAGCUGAAGACUAACUGGGACCCCCGUCAACCGUCUGAGAACACGGGCAGCAUUUUAAAAAGCAAAAUACAACACCGAGGCGACUAAUAUCUACUGAACACCGACGACUUGACAGCUCCGAAACAACACAAGGGAAUUAAAAACAGAGCCGGAGGAGUAGAAGUCAAGCUAGGGCAUCAUCAGCAACGAUAGGUGGGACCUGAAAACAUUGUUGGACACCUGUGACAACCACAAACGGCCUGCAACCUGCCGCCCCUGCCUUCAAGGUGCCUUUACCAUGGUGACAAUAAAAAAAUCAUACACUUUACAGUAAGCCAGAGGAAGAACCCCUUGUUGCAGUUGCGUUGCCUCACUUUCAGCACCAUCAUCUUUAUCACUCUACUCCCAAGACGGCGCUAAUCCGGUGCAGCCAUGCAUCUGGAAGUGAAGGUCGCCCUCAACUUCAUUGUGUCCUACCUGUACAACAAGCUGCCUCGGCGUCGAGCUGACCUGUUUGGUGAGGAGCUGGAGAGGAUACUGGUUUCUCGUUUUGAGGGUCACUGGUACCCUGAAGCCCCUCUCCGGGGUUCCGCCUUCCGCUGCAUUCACCUUGGAGCGCCAAGGGAUCCAGUGGUGGAGUUGGCCGCCAAGAGAAGUGGACUGGACACAGAGGAGGUGCGCGCCAAUGUUCCCGCGGAGCUCAGUGUGUGGAUCGACCCGUACGAGGUAUCCUACCAGAUUGGAGAGAAAGGGGCGGUGAAGGUGCUCUACCUGGAGGACCCCCCAGGCCUCGGGUGUGACGGUGAGAGGGUGGAGGGGGUGAUGAGAGAAGGAAAAGGAGACGCAGAGGCGGAGGAAGCAAAGAGUCUGGGGUUCAAUCCAGAUGCUCAGGUGUUCGUGCCAAUUGGAAGCCAGGCGUCUCCCGCCCUCAUGCCGUCGCUCUCGAGCUCUCCCACACCUCUGUCCGCCCCGUCAUGCCCCGGGCUCUUCAGCUACCCGAGCUCCAGCACACCCACCGACCCAGCCGCCCACUCCUCCAACACCUCCACCCCUUCUCCUCCCAGUGGUGGGCUGCCCUACCUCUCCACUCAGCAGCCGCCCUCCGCCCUCCCCACUGCCCGUCCCCAACCCAUCACCUUCACCACCGCCAGCUUUGCCGCCACUAAAUUUGGCUCGACCAAGAUGAAGAAGUGCAGCGGGGCCAGUUCGGCAGCUAGCUCCGGCGUGGCGGUCGGCGUGCCACCCGCCCAGAGGAUGCUCACCCGCUCUCCCACCACCAUCUCGGCUCCUGAGCUACUCAAGCACAAGCCGCUGUCUCUCUCCUUGCACUCCCUCGGAGGUCCCAUCCCCAGCCAGCUCUCCCCCAACGCCAAAGAGUUCGUUUACCCAGGUUCCCCAGGCCCCCUUUACUUCGACGCUGACACCCAGCCCAUGCAACCUCACGCCAGCCCUUUCCAACCCCCCCACACUGUCAGCACCCACCCGUCCUUCGACCCCUUCUCCAGCCCUCCUCCAGCACAGAGCGUGGGCAUCAUCGGCAGCAGCGGAGGAAUCUCCUACAUGGAGAAGCCGCCGUUUGUUGAGGGUUUAGGAAGCUACAACCUGCAAUAUCCCAGCCAGUCCUUCCAGCCUGUUGUGCUGGCCAACUAAGCCUUCAUUUGUAAUGAGAAGAAUUGUUGUAGGAGGAGUUGGGUUGAGAACAGCAAUGCUCCAGAUAUUUUCAGUUUUUCUAACAAAUUGUUCGAAUACUAAUACAAGCUAAGAAUUAGUUUUAUUACAAAGAUUUAAAAUACCACGUCCACUGAAUAUUUCAUGUGACUUGUUUUGUUCCCUCAUAACCCUCGACCCCACCCCUGCACUUUUGUCCACUGCUGUUACUCGUUACACGUUUAAGUGUGUUGGCUUUGAUGACCGGAGCGGGUCGGGGUGAUGUUACCUGUCUACCUGCAGUCGUUGCCAAUCUCUUCUGUUUAUUAUUUUGCAUUGAAUGUUUAAAUGUGGGAGACUUGUUUUUUUUUGUUUUGUUUUGGGUUGGUUUUUUUUGGACUCGUAGUCUAAUGGACCCGGCUCUAGUAAAGCUCCAUUUUGCACUGCACUGUCAUGCUGUGAAAAAGGACCUCGCCAAGUCCUGCAGGGAACGACGGCUGUGGAAAGCUCAGCACUUUGCUCUGCAAUCUGCUCUGCCCUACUUGCCACAAAUACAGAGAGGGGGGCUCUGCUGUCUCUGUGUGUGUAGUCCUGUUCUGUUUUGUUGUGGCUCAGCGUGAGCCAGAGACUCAGUGUUUGUACGGUGGGCCCAUUACCCUUGAAACACACGUGUGCAUGGGCACAAUUUGACUCU